Messenger RNA from Phaedon cochleariae (mustard beetle), 879 nucleotides. The record is from the annotation of a GenBank genome assembly. NCBI's taxonomy places the organism in Eukaryota, Metazoa, Arthropoda, Insecta, Coleoptera, Chrysomelidae.
AUGUUGUCAUCUUAUAAACUUAUAUGUAAUUUAUGUAAACAAUGUCCAGUGCGAUACAUCAGGACGUCUCCUUGCCUAAAGACUUUUUGGGAAAAGGAUGACAAAGGAGGAUACAAAGAUAAUCGACAAUACCCUUCUUUGAAGGAACGAAUGAGAGGUGGAAUUAAAGAACUGAAACAUGAAAUUGCUUUGUGGAAAGAAGAGAUGAAAGAAAGACUGGAAUCUGACCCCCUCUUGAUUUUCAGACCUGGAGAGGUUGAUGUUCAGUGGCAGUUCAAUGAUACAGAAUCUUUGAAGAAAUGGAUUGUUACGGCAGAUAGUGAUAACAAUGAGGGGCAUAGUAAUUGUUCGUUGACGUUAACAAGUGGAGGAAAAGGGAUAUUUUCUGGAGAAUUAUCUACAAGAGCUCCUAAGGAUGGCCGAGUGAAAAGGUCUGGCUAUUGUAAUAUUAAAACUACAAGAGCAAGAAAAUCUUUCAGAAGGGAUGCCCAUUUAGAUUGGACAAGUUAUAAUAUGUUGGUUAUGAGAGUUAGGGGCGAUGGAAGGUCAUAUUUAUUAAAUAUACAUACAAGAGGUUACUAUGAUAUAACUUGGAAUGAUAUGUACCACUAUGUGCUCUUUACAAGAGGAGGGCCAUACUGGCAAGUAGCAAGGAUUCCAUUUUCUAAAUUCUAUUUUGCAUCCAAAGGACGUAUUCAAGAUAGACAGGAAUCAAUCCCUUUGAAUAAAAUAACUAGUUUUGGUAUAACUGCUGGAGAGAGACAUGGGGGUGAAUUUUCAUUAGAAAUUGAUUAUAUUGGAUUAGAGUUUGAUCCUAACCACAGGGAGGACUUUGCCUAUGAAAUGUAUAAAACUUCUAAAUAUAUUGUUGCUACAUAA